AUGUCUCCGUUCUCAGAAUCCUCUGUUUCGCAAGUGGUUCCACAACAGCACUGUGAAAAGCUGUUCCACAAUGAGCGGCGUCUCUGUUCUCAGAAUACUCUGGUUUUACUGGUGGUCGCACAUCAGACUGAAGCUGAUGGGAAUGUUUUCUAUCAGACGAUUAUAAGCAUCAAGGGAGACCCUGAGGAGACCCUCAGCUGUAAGGCAACCUGGUUGCGUGAAGAUGACCCAACUGAAACCUAUAUGAUCGGAACCCUAGACUAUAGAUACAAGAGAACAGAGGAGGAGAGAUAUAGAUGCUUCCUGGUCAAGGAAACUAAACGAGGAAUACAGGUUUCCCAGUCCUUGAAUUCUAGUUGUUAUUCUGAACUUCAUUCCUCUACAGCUGGGCAUAGAACCCUCAGGUUGGUCCGUGAAGAGGAGAAAACUAAUUUAACCUGUGUUUAUCCAAACUGGGCUUCAGAAAUGGAAACUUUAUACAGCUUCGGAUUCUCGAGCAAAUAUGAAUUCCAGUUUGGUGGUUCCAUUCUCUCAGCUAGUAACUAUAGUUCAACAACGAACAGUAUUUGGAUUUAAGAAAAAUGUGCAUGGAUAGAA
This is a messenger RNA of Eurytemora carolleeae, 597 nucleotides long. RefSeq lists its product as uncharacterized. Lineage: Eukaryota; Metazoa; Arthropoda; Copepoda; Calanoida; Temoridae. The transcript is spliced from 7 exons. The coding region runs from base 1 to 576 and encodes 191 amino acids. The record is from RefSeq and is a predicted model, not a curated record.